This is a messenger RNA of Soboliphyme baturini, 1166 nucleotides long. The record is from the annotation of a GenBank genome assembly. Lineage: Eukaryota; Metazoa; Nematoda; Enoplea; Dioctophymatida; Soboliphymatidae.
AUGCGGCCAAUCGAGCUGAAUGAAGCUCUGAACAAGAUACGCUUCAAGAACAGCUCUAUUUGCGACUGCUGGUUGCUUGGCAACACGGAAAUUAUUUGUCAGAAGAAGGAGAAAACGCCUGUUACAAAGCCCUGCACGGUCGUUCUCGUCGAUGUACUAAAAGCAUGCGGUCAUUGUAAUGCAUGUAAGUCCGUGUGGAAGUGUGUGUCGAAUUUCAGUUACAUGAAACGUGGCGGCCGUUGUUCAUCUGGAGAUGCUCUCUGCGUCUUUGACACAUCAGCAGAAGAGUCUGAUGACGAGCCGGAAUUGCUACACGCGACAGAGGCGUUUGAUAAAAAAAGUAUGGCUCCUCGAAAUGCAGACAUUUCGAAACAUUUUGAACUGCGCAGCAAGAAGGAUGGCGUGCGGAACGGGUAUCGAUUGUCUGUAUCGAAGCCUCAAGUAUCCCUAAUCAAGAAUUCAAUGACAAACGGUUAUUCAACCUCCAACAACAUUGUUGCAGGACUGGAUUCGAGUGACGAAAGUAUGGACGAUGACGACAUUGCGGAUCUGAUAAACAGAUCAACUGACAAGAAACAAUUUUCCUGUCUGAGACCAGUGGCUUCAAAUUCACAGAAGUGCGUCAACACUCUGUCCAGGAUAAAAAUUCGUCCCCUGGAGAUUAAGCUGAAUGAUAUAAUGUUAUGCAAAUCCGCAGAGCACUCUUCUGAUGCCUCUGAUAUCACAAACGGCAUAUAUACAAAAUCGCAGUGCUUAAGAAGCAGAACCAUCGCCGUUCGAAACGAGAUCGACAAUAACCAGAACCAGUCGAAGUCGAAACGUAACCGAGGUAAGAAUAACGUGACGUCUGUCACAGAGUUCAAGAACCAGCGAUUCACAUGCAUACGGGCGAAAAGUGACAGCGACAACGAGGACAAAGAUGACAAGAACGAGACGAAAAAGUUCAAGGGCAAGAACUCGAGACUCACCGACAUCGAUCAUAUUCGCCAGCGGUUGCAGGCGUCCUCCAUUCCUGAUCAGCUUCCCUGCCGUGAGAAGGAGUUCAAUGUCGUAUGCAGUUUUAUCAUCAACGGCGUAUCCAGCGGACUGAGUAGGUGCGUCAAGAAUUUCUUUUUAAUGAAGCGUUCUUUUGAGAAAGUUCACACCAGUGAUUCAGUGCAUUGAGA